UGUUGGUCUUCCAGUUUGCACAUGUGAUACAUUGUACUCAGAGAUAAAUCUUCAUGUAGGUAUUGUUUAGUUGAGGACUUCCGGCAGUAAUGUGACUCUACUCUGGGGAACCUAUUUAUGUGCUCUAUAAUACUUUUUCUAAUGAGUAUGUCUCUUGAUGAUUGUAACUCCCGUCGAUCUCCACGAUUUUCUUUUUCUAGCACACUCGUUGUUCUAUUCAAUUUCUUUAUUGCGGUUCUGCAAACUUUCUCACUUAUCCCAAGGGUGCCAAGGAACAUUUUUUUACAAACUAAUUGUCGGAUACCUUCUAGAGGUAAGAAAAAAUAA
This is a messenger RNA of Acanthoscelides obtectus, 327 nucleotides long. Lineage: Eukaryota; Metazoa; Arthropoda; Insecta; Coleoptera; Chrysomelidae. The record is from the annotation of a GenBank genome assembly.